AUGAUGAAGAACAACAACACAUUCUUAAUCUGCUUUUUGCUGCUCUCCUUUAUGAACGCGUUCUUCGUUUCCGCCGCGGAUCAAGUGAUCACUUGGAAAAAAGAAGCGCAAGAGAUCGAUCUGUACAGCGACGAAGCGUUAAAAAUUCAAUGGACUGGAACGCACGACGUGUGGCUCCACGACGCCGCUGGAUGCGCGGGCGGUGGACAACAAAUGGCACCGGAAGCAGACUCAAACUGGUCCGCCACGGCCGGAGCCGUUCCCGUGGGAACGCAUUAUUUAAGUUGCAGAGUUGGAACCCAUUGCCAAGAAGGGAUGACGUUGAAGGUAACCUCCAUCGCCGGAUCGAGACCGGCCGCGACGACUGAUACGACUGAUACGACGACGACUACCACCUCCUCCGCGAAAAAGAGCACUCCAUUCGCAACAGGGUUCGCAGUAUUAGCGGCCGUUUCCGCGCUCUUCUGUUAA
Molecule: messenger RNA, 471 nt
Organism: Bathycoccus prasinos
Lineage: Eukaryota; Viridiplantae; Chlorophyta; Mamiellophyceae; Mamiellales; Bathycoccaceae
Exons: 1
Coding region: 1-471 (156 amino acids)
Source: RefSeq, a predicted model, not a curated record